AUGACUGACUCAACUCCGAAACAGAGAGCCUUCGAGAAAUUCCGCAACGCAAUCUAUGAGUUUGACAAAGUCGUCUCAACUACCACCAAACUCCUCCGCUUCGCCCACGCCCUUCACAUUCCUAUCUACGUCACCACCCAGACCCGGGCCAAACUAGGCGAAACCGUCUCCGAACUGCAACCCUUUCUCACCCAAAAAGACGGUGGUGGCAGCAGCAGCCUACACCCUCUCGUCGCUGCCGACCUCGACAAAACUCUCUUUGCCAUGUACACGCCCUCUCUCGCCUCUUUGUUCUCCUCCUCGCCCUCUAGUAUCCCCUCGCACAUUGCUCUGGUGGGAAUCGAAUCGCACAUCUGCGUGACGCAGACGUGCUUGGCCCUGCGGAAGAAGCAUCCCAACACCAAGAUCUACGUGAUUGCGGAUGGGGUCUCGAGUUGUAACAAGGAAGAAGUUCCCGUAGCGCUGGCGAGGCUGAGGCAGGAGGGAGUGACGGUCACGACGAGCGAGGCGUGGAUGUAUGAGUGCAUGGGGGAUGCGGGGAUUCCCGAGUUCAGAGAGGUGGUGAAGAUUGUGAAGGAGACGGCGGAGGGGUCGAGGGAGGCGUUGAGGGCGCUGGGGCCGCUGGGGGCAAAGAUUUAG
Messenger RNA from Neurospora hispaniola, 639 nucleotides. Its product is annotated as Isochorismatase-like protein. The record is from RefSeq and is a predicted model, not a curated record. The coding region runs from base 1 to 639 and encodes 212 amino acids. The transcript is spliced from 3 exons. NCBI's taxonomy places the organism in Eukaryota, Fungi, Ascomycota, Sordariomycetes, Sordariales, Sordariaceae.